Messenger RNA from Mustela erminea (ermine), 385 nucleotides. Its product is annotated as histone H4. The record is from RefSeq and is a predicted model, not a curated record. NCBI's taxonomy places the organism in Eukaryota, Metazoa, Chordata, Mammalia, Carnivora, Mustelidae. Gene Ontology annotation, biological process: nucleosome assembly. Gene Ontology annotation, molecular function: structural constituent of chromatin; protein heterodimerization activity; DNA binding. Bases 53 to 364 code for a protein of 103 amino acids. Gene Ontology annotation, cellular component: nucleosome. The transcript has a single exon.
GGAGGCGAAGGGCCAUAGCUGUGUGGAACUCGCAUAGGGCUUUUAGAUCAAUAUGUCUGGUCGUGGCAAGGGCGGGAAGGGCCUGGGCAAGGGAGGCGCCAAGCGCCACCGCAAGGUGCUGCGCGACAACAUCCAGGGCAUCACCAAGCCCGCCAUCCGGCGGCUGGCCCGGCGCGGCGGUGUCAAGCGCAUCUCCGGCCUCAUCUACGAGGAGACCCGCGGGGUGCUCAAGGUGUUCCUGGAGAACGUGAUCCGCGACGCCGUCACCUACACGGAGCACGCCAAGCGCAAGACGGUCACGGCCAUGGACGUGGUCUACGCGCUCAAGCGCCAGGGCCGCACUCUCUAUGGCUUCGGCGGUUAAGAAAAUUUUCCCUGGUUUCAU